AUGACGAAGGAUAUUCCGUACUAUUGCGACAACGAAGAUUCAAACAUUAUAAGAUUAUUUGUUAUUAGACAUGGUCAAACGGAGCACAAUGUGCAAAAGAUUUUACAGGGGCACCAAGAUACUGAUUUAAACCGUACAGGUAUUGCCCAGGCUGCAAAAUUGGGCGAUUAUCUCGAAAAGAGUAACAUCAAGUUCGAUAAAGUGUUUAGCAGUGAUUUGAAAAGAUGUAAGCAGACUAUUCAGAAAGUUCUCGAAACAUCAGGUCAGGCGAAUAUCUCAGUAGAGUAUUGUAAAGGCCUCAGGGAACGUUGUAUGGGGGUCAUUGAAGGUAUGCAUAUUACAGAUGCUGAAGCUUAUGCUUCAAAGCACGGUAAAGGCUCGUUUAGAGAUUUUGGAGAAAGUCCCGAUGACUUUUUAGAGAGACUCACCUCCUGUCUUGGAAAAUGUAUCGCAGACUCUAUCGCUGAAAACAGUCAGGUCGCAAACCUAGCUGUUGUAAGCCAUGGGGGCGCUAUAAGAACUUUAUUAAGAUGGUUGCAUUAUGAAGAAGGAAAUGCCCACAAUAUUAUUGUGUUCAACACAUCAGUAACAAUUAUAGAUUAUUUUAGACAGACUGGGGAGUUCGUCGUAAGACGGGUCGGCAACACCCAGCAUUUAGGAGAUGGUGAAUUUGUAGUCAGCGAUUUAAGGUUGCGGUAA
Messenger RNA from Zygotorulaspora mrakii, 699 nucleotides. Its product is annotated as phosphoglycerate mutase. Gene Ontology annotation, cellular component: cytosol. NCBI's taxonomy places the organism in Eukaryota, Fungi, Ascomycota, Saccharomycetes, Saccharomycetales, Saccharomycetaceae. Gene Ontology annotation, molecular function: fructose-2,6-bisphosphate 2-phosphatase activity. The record is from RefSeq and is a predicted model, not a curated record. The transcript has a single exon. Bases 1 to 699 code for a protein of 232 amino acids. Gene Ontology annotation, biological process: fructose 1,6-bisphosphate metabolic process; regulation of pentose-phosphate shunt; negative regulation of programmed cell death.